Exaiptasia diaphana is the source of this 2708-nucleotide messenger RNA. Its product is annotated as tripartite motif-containing protein 45. The record is from RefSeq and is a predicted model, not a curated record. The coding region runs from base 129 to 1541 and encodes 470 amino acids. Gene Ontology annotation, cellular component: chromatin; nucleoplasm. The transcript is spliced from 2 exons. NCBI's taxonomy places the organism in Eukaryota, Metazoa, Cnidaria, Anthozoa, Actiniaria, Aiptasiidae. Gene Ontology annotation, biological process: positive regulation of DNA-templated transcription. Gene Ontology annotation, molecular function: protein binding; ubiquitin-protein transferase activity; zinc ion binding.
UUUAAAUUUGUGGCAUUUAUAGUAAUUUAUCUCAAUUUUUUUGUUACUGUUGUCUUUCAAAGUUAUCGGCGCCAUCUUGAAAAGUAACYGCGCCUCUGAAACAAAGGAAGAGGACAGACAGCUAUGUAAUGGAUGRUGCUGCAGCUACUCCCGACAAACCCGCCGUCAGUCUUUUUUGUCCGUCGUGCAGCCAAGUAAUCCAACAACCUCGCAUCCUACCGUGCCUGCAUACCCUCUGUACAGCGUGCAUCUACAAACAUCUCAAUGGCCACUACAAAUGUCCGGUAUGUAACGAAUCGACCAAUGGGAUUUUCUCUCCACGAGACAUUGAUCGACUUCCUGUUGAUAGCCUUCUUGAGAGUGUUCUAGAUAUGGUUGCAUUGCAUGGYGGGAAAGAUAUCCAAUGCGACAUCUGCGAUGAGAGYGAAAGCUCGUCAGCGGUUUCUCGUUGCAUGACAUGUGCAUUGUAUCUAUGCUCGAUUCAUUGCGACGCGCAUAAAACUGCAAAACACUCCAAGGGGCAUGAAGUAAUUGAAAUAUCUCAAUUGCGGAAGUACCCUCUUAAGAAUUUAAGACGCCCCUUGUAUUGUGUGGACCAUGGUGAAGAGUUCUUGAGUUCAUAUUGCGAAACGUGUGACAAACCAGUUUGUAAACACUGCUGCUCGCAAAAUAAARWSMASCACCAGCACAUUACUUUAGACCAGGCUAUUYACAAAUACAAUUCUGAGGUGAAAAGUCUGCUUCAAAACGCUCAAAGAAUGUCAAAAUCGAUUGAGCAAACGUUGUCAGACAUUGAMUUAGUUGUURGUAACGUCCACAGUAAAGCGAAAARCAUCAUGGGAGAGAUUGACGUCAUAUUUGAUUACCAAAUCAAUUCUUUGCUUAAACGUAAAAAAGAUCUUCGUAACCAGUUACAAGAUAUACGUAAGACGAAAACGCAAGCUCUUCGUGAGCAACAAGAAAGGUUGAAAUCUUCACUUGUUAAACUAAGACACGCGUGUAAAUUCACGGACAUUUUAUUAACGACAAGCMUCAGCCACCAAAAUGCUUCCAGCCUUGUCCUAAAGAGUUUGCUUUCAUCACGGCUUUUGUCUUUCCUCAAUAACGAAUCCUUUCUCCUGCAACCCRCCGAAGACAGUUUCUUAGAAAUCCUUUUUGACGACUCGCUACUUCAUCACGCGAUUGAAACAUUYGGGAGACUGGGAACUAGGCAUGUCAGCCCUCCACAAUGCAUUGCGCGAGGUGCUGGAAUACAAUWUGCUUUUGUUGGAGAGAYGACAACAUUUGUACUUUUCUUGGUSGACCAAAAUGGAAAUAACCUCUCGACAUCAAGGGAUGAGCUGACGAUAGAUAUUUCAACCUAUGACGGUAAGAAGGUUGAUGUUGACAUGACCGAAAAGACUGAUGGGACAUAUGAGGUGUCAUACAGACCGUUGUGUCCUGGGACAUUAACUAYUGCAAUCAGGGUGCUAGGCGAAGAAAUCAAAGGCAGUCCGUUUCAUGUKAAAGUCAGUAACGAAAUGAAAAAGUCCUGGAUCUAGCUAACGAUAGAAAUAGUUUCUUAAGUUCCCUGCGGCAWCUUGAAAAAUAGCGARAUGAGRUACGAGGUGAGCUUGAAAUGAUUCAUACCAGUGAAUAAGUGUCUGUUAGGUGUGAAUAAAAAAAUUUGUAAUCAUUGCACGCUCAACGUUCGUUUCGCUUGAUGCAAAUGUAAAGGCACGGUUACUUUCAAGAUGGCGAAGGGAAUGUUUGGAACAUUUUAAUGUUAAGUCACAUUUAAAAAUCCAAAAGACACAACUGAGAGGCUUUUUCAAUAGGAGCCGACGGGCUCCUGGGAGAAAUAUAUCUGUUCUUAUGUCCCAGCCAGCUGUAAGUCACAACAGCUGGUUGUCAGGAAGGAAAAUCGCGAAUACCCUUUUUUAUUAAAAAAUACUCAAGUACUUAAACGGCCGUAAGAGAGAGUUUUUUCCCAAUUAAAAAUUCUAGUUCUAAAUCACUUUCCCAGGAGAAAAAUCGUAUAAGAACAGUUAUUUAGAGGAAAAGACCUGGUCGGCUUCUCCUGACUUUUUAUUACACUCUUGCGAGAUAUUUGACUUCCUGCUAACCCGAGAACACUUUGUAAUAAAUGUUACAAACAAAGAUGUAAGCAAUAUCACUUUUAUUAGACAUAACAUUGCACAUUUGAUCGUGAAAAGAUCUAAUUAUUCUUUCAACACUAAUGCUUCAAGUUGCCCUGCAGACAACUUUUCAGUCAAGCACUAAUUAAAAUCAUCGCAGUUUCUGACAUUCUUAGUGCAAUGGUAACUGAGCAACAAGGAUUUUGGUGGCCAAAUACUUGAAGCCUUUCUCAGUCGCACUUUCGUGAUUAUACAGCCAUCCAAUCAGAAUCAAGGGGGUAAUAUAUUAAUAUCAGUCAUAAUUGAAACAGCUAUUUCUCCUUUUGCUGCACUUUCAGAACAUUCKGCUUGCAAUUAGUACAUGUAUAUGGGAUCAUUGUGGACACUAAGAAUACUUUUAAUCCAUUUAGCUAGAGUUAUAACCUGCGAGAAGUUAAGACAGCUUAUUGUGGAAAGCUUUCAAUAAUAUUCCAUUUGAUUAACGGAUACUGUUAAAAAAUUAUUCGGCUGAACUAGACAGGUCUGAUAAUAGAAUUCUCUUUGAGGUUGCCCCGUUAAUUCUGGCUUUAAUUAGAAAGCGGAAUAAGCGUC